CGUUCGAAACACGUCGCUGCCUACCUGUCCGUCUGUCUGUCUGUCGCAACGACCUCUUCGCCGCUACAUCUUCGCGCCAGUCGUCGCGCUCUUGAUACCGUCGCAUCUCCGUUUUCCGGCCGCUGGAAGAAAACCUCGGGUGAAAGGGAUAUCUCAGUCGCGUCUCUUUGCGACCCUCGCUCUUCAGCCGUGUCAGCGCGCGCGAUCGAGAUCGAUGAUUCGCGCGGCGCGGUAGCGCACGGAUCGCCGCCAUUUUCGAAAUUCGGCUGCCUGCGAAUCGCGAACGUUCGCGCUCCCCCGUCCCCGUCGUCGUCAGCGGUCUUCUCCUCGAGUUCGGGCGUUGAGAUAAAGCGCAGUCGGAUGCGCCUCGUUGGAUGCUGCCGGCGGCGCGCCUGGACGACCUGGAAGGUCUCCGCGGCGGUACCGUGAACGGGUGCUGCUGCACCAGGUAGCACCGGUGACCGCGAUGGACGUCGCGCGGGUGGUCGUCGGUGCUCCGACCGCGGAAGAGACCCCGGCGACGGCGCGAGGUGUCGGGACGCCGUCGCCGGUACCCUCGACGCCGAGCAACCCUGUGACCGCGGCGACCGGUAACGGCGCCGCUGCCGGUGGAGCAGCCGCGACGCUCGCGUCCACAGCCUGCGUCCCGCAGAAUCCUUCGUCCGUCGUCGUGGUGGCCAGCAACCCGUCCAGCAACCAUCAGCAGCCGGCCGGCGUGGUCCCCCCUGUGCCCAGGAUACUCAGCAGGAACGUCAACGGCACACUGGUGCAGACGUCCGUGCCGCAAAACGAGGCCGAGUUGCAACUGUACAGGGUGAUGCAGCGCGCCUCAUUGCUGGGGUACUACGACACACUUCUUGAAAUGGGAGGCGACGACCUGCAGCAGUUGUGCGACGCCGGUGAGGAGGAGUUCCUAGAGAUCAUGGCACUGGUCGGCAUGGCGAGCAAGCCGUUGCACGUCAGGAGGCUUCAGAAAGCCCUGCAAGAGUGGCUCACUAAUCCUUCGAUGUUCCAAGCGCCGGUGGUGCCGACGAACGCCGCCGCCAAGAGUCCGGCCGCCACCGUGAGUUUCGCGUGCGCAAGUCCGCGGCCGCAGAUGCAGAAUCUGCCGGCGGGCUUCACCGCGACCUCGCAGACGUCGUUGACGCCGUACGUAUCGACGCCCCACGUGCCGCUCACGCCGUUGCCCUGCCGAAGCUCCAGCCCGGUCGUGCCGGCGGUCACCAGCGUGUCAACACCGGCGCCCUCGACGACUUUCCGCCAGAGCCCGAGCCCGAACACACCCUUACCCUACACCACUUCGCACAGUCCCAGCGUGCUGCAGGUGGGGACGUGCGAGUCCUCGUGCGGUAGCGGCACGACGCCGAGCCCGAGCGGCGGAGGCGGCGGUGGCGCACCUGCGAGCCCGACACAACCGACGCCGGCCCUUCUGCAGACGCAGGUGCAGCGGCUCGCCGAAGCCGCGGAGAGGCUCGUCGCUACCAUAAGGCCCAUGGAUCCCAAGCCGCACAAUGCGAAGAAAAAAUUCUGCAGGAACUUGGAGAUGGUAAUGACGAUGUCCGACAGUGACCCGCGCAAAAUGGACGAGAUCCGGAAGUACGCGGCAAUUUACGGCAGAUUCGAUUGCAAGAGGAAGCCGGAGAAGCCUCUCACGUUGCACGAGGUGUCCGUGAACGAAGCGGCAGCGCAGAUCUGCAGAUUUAUGCCUGCCCUCCUCACCAGGAGAGACGAGCUGUUCCCGUUGGCGCGUCGUGUCGUUAGGGAUUCCGGCUAUCAUUACUCCAGGAAUCAAUACUUGUCGGUACCGCGAACGCGCGAAAACGGCGAGGAGACCGACGGUGAACGCUCGAAACGCCAGAAGCUCGAGCUGGAGGGUGAGGGUGAGGAAGCGACGCAGGAGGAAUUGGACCUCCGCUGUUCCGGCACGGACAUUAAUAAUUCCAUCACGAGAAGACACAGAUCAUCCAGUCCAGUCUGGAGGAAGAAGAGUAACAACGGCAUGUUUAGCGCCAGCGUGGAAGAGAUCAGCGACUCGGACAGCCAGUUUUCGUUCUCCAACGAGGAGUCUUCGUCUAUGCACGAUACGAACGAGGCGGAGGCCGAUAACACCGACAAGGAAGGUGAUUUCAAUCUAAAGGUAAUAGCCUCGCGUGGAGACAACAUAAUCGCCGUAGCGAAUCCCGCGCUAAUGGAAUGCAGUCAUCCUAUCAAGGAGGAACCGGCGGACGAAAAACCUACACUGUGAUAUUAUUGCUUAGCGUUUACCGCCACCAUUGACGUUACGUCGACGUGAAGGUGCGCCCCUUUCGUCGUCGUCGUCGUUAUCGCGAUCGUUUGAACAAAACAUCCUUAUCUUUUAGUACCGAGCACAAGAACACGCGCGGCAGCGGCUGAGAAUAAGCGGACGAGACUUAUUCGUUAGGAUCGUUAUAAAGUUUUGAGGAGUGGAUCUCGCUCUCUCACCUUUUGUUCGUGCCAGAAAUAUUUGCGUCUAGAGAGAGAGAGAGAGAGAGAGAGAGAGAGAGAGAGACAUACCAGACGCUGCCUGUUAUCUAGUUCUAGAGAUACGGAUCGAGAUACAACCACACGAUAUUGUUUAGCGAUUACGAGCAUUUUUAGGAAACAAUAGAGAAUAAAAGCACAUCGUUUAAAUCAAAAAGGAUCGUCGACUGAAGUACGUAUAGUAUUACAAAGUGUAUAUCGUAAACCGAUGUAAAUACAAGAGUCUUUUUAUGCGUCA
Messenger RNA from Dinoponera quadriceps, 2740 nucleotides. RefSeq names its product NGFI-A-binding protein homolog (gene nab). Gene Ontology annotation, molecular function: transcription coregulator activity; transcription factor binding. Bases 467 to 2245 code for a protein of 592 amino acids. Gene Ontology annotation, cellular component: nucleus. The record is from RefSeq and is a predicted model, not a curated record. Gene Ontology annotation, biological process: negative regulation of DNA-templated transcription. NCBI's taxonomy places the organism in Eukaryota, Metazoa, Arthropoda, Insecta, Hymenoptera, Formicidae. The transcript is spliced from 11 exons.